This is a messenger RNA of Cladocopium goreaui, 2924 nucleotides long. The record is from the annotation of a GenBank genome assembly. NCBI's taxonomy places the organism in Eukaryota, Dinophyceae, Suessiales, Symbiodiniaceae.
AUGGCCCGUGGAGUGUUCGGCUUGGCAUUGGUCGCCUUUGGACUUCUGUCCUUGAACCGCUAUUGGUCCGCGGUGGAUUUCGUUGGGCAGGUGACUCCGAGGCCUCGAGCCGAGAAGGUGGUGCGAUGUGCCGGAGACAAGGCCCUGAAGGACCGAUGGAAUUCGGUCGGAAAGACGGGAAAGCUGACCGAUGCCAUGCGGCUGGUGGCCGCUGCCAAGGUGCGCUCCGCCCAGACGGGAGUGGAGAAGGCGCGACCCUUCAGUGAUGAACUGCUGUCCAUGAUCAAGGGAUUGGUGAAGAAAUUGAAGGGCACCGGUUUGGAAGCUGAUCUGCCUAUGUUGCGGGUCCCCGAGAAGGUCACCAACAUCGGUAUCCUGAUGAUCACCGGUCAGCGUGGUUUGUGCGGCCCCUACAACGCCUUCGUGAUCAAAAAGGUGCAGGCGCGUAUUCUGGACCUCAACGCCCAAGGCCUUACCCCGAAGCUCUUCGUGGUGGGGCGCAAGGGCAUCCAGGCGCUGACCACUCGGCUGCAGGCGGACAAGUACACCUACAACUACACCGAGGAGUUCUGGCCCAUGCCGGACACCAUCAAGGCCAAGGACUCUACGGCCAUUGCUGAGACGUUGGAGAACUACUUCCUGUCAGGUGAGGUGGACAAGAUCGAGAUCGCCUACUCCAGGUUCAUCAAUCUGAUCAACAACGAGCCAACCAUUCGCACCUUGCUCCCCCUGUCCCCUACCGGCAUGGAGGAUCCAGAGGAUGAGACCUUCAAGCUGACCACAGAGGGCGGCAAGUUGAAGGUGGAGAAGGAGAAGGUGAAGGCGGCGAAAGCCAAGGAGAUCGAGGCGGAUGUGAUCUUUGAUCAGCCACCACAGGUGCUCCUGAAUUCCAUGCUGCCGUUGUACCUGAACUCCCAGCUGCUGUCGCUGCUCUUCGACGCCCAGGCCUCUGAGCUCUCCUCGCGGAUGUCCGCGAUGAAGGCGGCCACGGACAACGCCAAGGAGCUGCAGAAGAAGCUGCUGCUGUUGUACAACAAGAAGCGUCAGGCCGCCAUCACGGCCGAGAUCUGUGAGAUCUCGGCCGCUGCCAACGCCAUCGAGGCCGCGGAUAAGAAGGGCGCAGCCGGACCGGGGCUGGGCGUCAUGGACAACGAGAAUUCGGUGGCCGAGGAUUUCAUGAAGGAGUUGGACUCAGGAGACGUUCCAGAGACCCCAGUGUCCUACGACCAGUUUGGUCCUGCCACACGCAUCCAGAACCCGCUGCGACAGUUGCAUUUGGACCAGGACCAAGCGAUAAAACAACUUCUGGCUGAGGAUGCUGCUCUGGAGGGGACCAAGGAACAGCGGCAGAGGGCGGAAGAGGAGAUGCAGCAGAUGCGUCAGCAGGAGACGGAGGAGAGACUGCGUGCGGAGCAGCGACGCGCCAAACUGGAAGAAGAAAUGGAACUGGAAGAGGAAAGGGAAGAGUUUACAGAUGUCGACUUCGCGGAGAGUUUGAUGUUGCUGGGUGGCAUCUCUUUUGUGAUGACCCUGUUCUACCUGGUGAACGAUGAGGAUCCAGACAUGAGAUUCUACAGUUGGCGGGUCAUCAGCGCCACUCUGUCGAUUUUUUCUGCUGUGUUGAUCUUUAGCGGUAUCAACAAGUUGAUUCAUUUCUACCUGCUGUCACAUGGUACCAGCCCCAGCUUCAAACUGCUCUUUGCGUUCAUCCCCAUGCUGAUCUACUUCUUCCUGCUGCAACUGGGGACAGCCUACCACAGUGCCGCUCUCACAGCGGCACCGGCUGUGAUGGAAGAGAAAGAGUUGGAAGAGACAUGGGGGAAGUUGGAACGCCGCACCAGAUGCUGGGCCACGAUCUUAGCGCACCUCACUGGCUUCGGAUCCAUCCAUUGCGGAACGGCUCCCUGGUGGAACUGCUGGAGACAGGUUCUGCAGCAUAUGCCCUGGCUGCGGGACAGCCCCGGUGCUUCUUUCGUCGCUGCGCCAGCGAUGUUUCUGCUCGCCGCGGUGCUCAACUGGUGCGCGCGGCACGUGCGGGAGAGGGUCACCUCCAAGACCUACCAGCGCCUCCCCGACUCCACCGGCUCCCACGACCAUGACGUCUCCGCCUGGGCCGGAGAGUGGCAGCGCUGGACCUACGACCUGUGGACCGAGAACGUCAUCGACGCGGAGCAUGACUCGGCGGCGCUGGCGGUGUCCUUCUUGCUGGUCCAAUCCUGUCGCUUCGCCUUCAGCGGGCAGCUGGCAGAUGAGAUGACGCCAGGGCAGAAGAAAUCGCAGAGGACCAUCGAAGAGCUGGAGCUGCAGGAGAUCCAGGCAAAGAAGCCAUUCCGUGCAGCACCAACGCCCGGCACCUUGAAAUCCUUCCUGCGACGUUGUUUGGCGCUGCUGCAGUGUCUUGGUGAAGCGGCUAUCCUCUGCGAUGGCAUUCGCAUGGACCUUACUCUUCAGCGCCCGCUGGGAGAUUACGAGGCGAAAAAUGUGGAUGGCCCGCUGUGGUUUAGUGGCUACGUGGGGCCCCCGACGUCGCUGACCUCUCGCAUCAGCCUGGCAUUGGCGAUCUCAUUCUGUGCAGCCCUGAUCAUCAAAAUGUUGGAUUUCGUGAUUGACCUGGAGAGCACCGAAGAAGAUGCUGAUGAAGCUCUAGGUAAUAUUAUCAGUUCAUUGGGAAUUCUGGUGGGUUUCUCCUGGGAGCAGUCCUUCGAUGGAGGCGUGGAAGUGGUGGCAUUGCGGACUUACAGGCCUCUCUGGACAGAAGUUGCCUUGGCAUGUGCUGUGGUGGCCCUCAUUCUCCCGGCCUGGCGAAGACAUAUCCUGGAGAAGGUCAUUGUGGAGGAGAAGAAGAGGGCUCACAAGGAGAGGCGCAGCCGAGAGCUGCGAUAGCGCACAUGACGAUCAUCUGCAAAGAUGUGCAUGAUGUAUAU